AUGACGAAAGCUGAGCUAAUCUUCAUUCCUGCACCAGGUAUAGGCCAUCUGGUAUCAACAGUAGAGGUGGCUAAGCUUCUUGUAGACCGUGAUGAGAGGCUUUCAAUCACCUUCCUCAUCAUGAGGGUACGUUUUGAUUCCAAGAUUGAUAGCUACAUUGAUUCAGUGAGUGCAGCUUGCAAACGUAUGCAAUUCAUUGACUUGCCUAAAGAUGAGCCUGAUCCAAACCAAUCCAACAGGUUUCUUUUUCAAUUGAUUGAAGCCCAGAAACCCCAUGUCAAAGAAGAAGUCUCUAAGCUUGUGAGUCACUACGAGCUAAGCCAUGACUCGCCUAGACUUGCUGGGUUUGUUCUUGAUAUGUUUUGUAUAUCGAUGAUAGAUGUGGCCAAUGAAUUUGGUGUUCCCUCUUAUAUUUUCUACACAUCAGGUGCAGCUUUUCUUGGUCUUAAGUUUUAUAUCCAGGCUCUUCAUGAUGAGCAGAAAGUUGACCCUACGGAGUUCAAGGACUCGGAUGCCGAGUUGGUCAUGCCGUGUCUAACGAAUCCACUUCCUGCUAAGGUCUUGCCUUCUGUUAUGCUUAACAAAGAGUGGCUGCCUGCUGUCCUUGGUAACAUCAGAAGGUUUAGGGAAACUAAGGGUAUUAUUGUAAAUACAUUUGAAGAGUUGGAAUCCCAUGCUCUGAGUUCCUUUUCUAAUGGUAAUACUCCUCCGGUGUAUCCCGUGGGUCCCAUUUUGAACCUUAAUACAGAUGGUGAUCACGAUACAGGAUGUGAUAAAAGCAGCAAAUACAAAGACAUCAAACAAUGGCUUGACUUUCAACCUCUUUCCUCUGUAGUGUAUUUAUGUUUUGGUAGCAUGGGAAGUUUCGAAGUGGAUCAGGUAAGAGAAAUUGCAUGUGCGCUAGAGCAGAGUGGGCACCGAUUCUUGUGGUCUUUACGUCAACCACCACCUCAGGGUAAGAUGGAAGCUCCAACUGAUUAUGUGAAUCUUCAAGAAGCCUUGCCUGAAGGAUUCUUGUAUCGAACUAUGGAGAUUGGAAAAGUUAUUGGAUGGGCUCCACAAAUAGAUAUUUUGGCUCAUCCAUCAGUGGGAGGAUUUGUGUCACAUUGUGGAUGGAACUCUACAUUGGAAAGCAUAUGGUUUGGUGUUCCGAUUGCCGCAUGGCCAUUAUAUGCAGAGCAACAAUUCAAUGCUUUCCAAAUGAUUGUGGAAUUAGGAUUGGCAGUGGAAAUUAAAAUGGAUUACAGAAAGGAACUUCUCAAUACUGAUGGUAAUAAAAAUAUUGUUACUAGUGCAGAAAUAGAGAGAGGAAUAAGGUGUUUAAUGGAGCUUGAUGAUGAGAAAAGGAAGAAGUUAAAGAAAAUGAGUGAAAAGAGUAGAAAGGCUUUGAUAAACGAUGGAUCUUCGUAUAAUUGGUUAGGUCGAUUGAUUCAAGACAUGCUGGGCGACAUGCCAUGA
Molecule: messenger RNA, 1458 nt
Organism: Dovyalis caffra
Lineage: Eukaryota; Viridiplantae; Streptophyta; Magnoliopsida; Malpighiales; Salicaceae
Source: the annotation of a GenBank genome assembly